UUUGUUUUCUUCUGACUUUGCUUUUGUGCUUCCUGCAGACGCCAGAGGAGUUGGAAGAUGACUCAGACUUCGAACAGGAGGACUAUGACACUCGCAGCAGGACUAGCGUCCAGACUGAAGAUGACCAGCUUAUUGCUGGUCAGAGCGCUCGGGCCAUCAUGGCACAACUUCCCCAGGAGGAGAAGGCAAAGAUUGCCGAGCAGGUAGAGAGCUUCAGACAAGAGAAGUGCAAGCUGGAUGCAGAAGUGGCCAAAUGGGACGACAACGGCAAUGACAUCAUUGUGCUGGCAAAACAGAUGUGUAUGAUCAUGAUGGAAAUGACCGACUUCACCAGAGGAAAAGGCCCCCUGAAGAACUCCUCAGAUGUGAUCAACGCAGCGAAGAAGAUUGCAGAAGCCGGUUCCAGGAUGGACAAAUUGUCUCGCGCUGUUGCAGAUCAGGUAGCUCCAUAACUUAGUUUGUGUCUGUCACUAUC
This is a messenger RNA of Poecilia latipinna (sailfin molly), 475 nucleotides long. Its product is annotated as catenin alpha-2-like. Gene Ontology annotation, biological process: cell migration; cell-cell adhesion. The coding region runs from base 159 to 452 and encodes 97 amino acids. Gene Ontology annotation, cellular component: catenin complex; adherens junction. The transcript has 3 exons. Lineage: Eukaryota; Metazoa; Chordata; Actinopteri; Cyprinodontiformes; Poeciliidae. Gene Ontology annotation, molecular function: actin filament binding; beta-catenin binding. The record is from RefSeq and is a predicted model, not a curated record.